AGGUGUCUGCACAGCUGCGAAGGGGCCGUCGCGCCCGGGUCCCCCCUCCCGGCUCCUCCCGGGUUGCCAGCCCUUCCCCUCCUCCUCCUCCUCCUCCCGCCGCCCCAGGUGGGGAAGCUGCCUUGCGCAAGGAAGCACUUCUGAGCCCGGGAGACCUGCCCUGUCUCUGGCUCUUCAGCCAUGAAGAUCGCGCCCCCCUUAGCGGGAAGGCAAGUACCCCGGUGAGAGCAGCGAGGUAAGAGGGGCUUCUUUCCCUUCCGCGGUUGCUACUUCGCGAACCCCAUUCCACAGGGAAGUGGGGAGCAGAAUUUGAACGCUGCCCUGCUUUGUCAACCCGUGUGUUCCUCCACCUCCUUCUGGACACCCCAUAAUUCCACCCCCACCCCCGGGCUUGUUGGCAUAUGAUCACAUUGAUAUUCUUAUUUUUUUUAAAUAUUUCCAUGGGCUACUUGCCGUUUCACAGUGGGUUCCAGUUUGGGCCAGAAUGCACCACAUUUCGAUUUGCCUACUUUGCUUUCCCGCUAUAUACCCUCCAGUUAACUUUUUCUGGGGUUAUCGCAUUCGAUCUGAACAGUUUCUCUGGCCUGUUCUGAAUUUCUGAACGUGACGCUAUUUGUUUGGGGUUGACUUGGUCCGACAGGUUUGUGGAUAUCUAGAUGUUAAAAUCUCUGGCUUGCCUCCAACUGAAGGAACUUAAAUUAGUCAUGCCCGUUAACUUCAAUGGGUCUACCCUGAGUAGGGCUAGUAUUGCAUGCAACCCAAAGUGUGCUCCUCCCCUUUUAAAUGAAGGAUUAGGGAUUGAGGAAUGUUCUAUCUCCAUGGGUGUAGCCAGGAUUUUUGAGGGGGGGUGUCAGGCCUUUUGUUGGGGGGGCAGAACCUCCGUUAGCUAUGUAUUUUUAUGUAUUCUUAUUGAUUUAGGGAAGCAGCUGCCCCCACCCCCCAUGUAUAUCUCAUUGUUAAUAUCCUGUAAUUCUUUACUAGAAAGAUUGCUCCAGACUGUUUCUCAACAUCCUGCUAUAAUAAAUUACUCCCUUGCCACAUCCCAUGUGUUUUGAAUUAACAAAUUACAAUUUUUCUGAAUUAAUUAAUUCACUGCCUUCUCCUAACUGAGUAAGAUAAUACAGGGCAGUUUGAGCAAUACCCUUGGGUGAGCUUCCACCUUUGGUGGUGGGGUUGUGGUGAACUGAGAGCAGGUGGGGGGCACAGUUGUCUGAGACGGCUUGCCAUUUCAAUUCCCCACAAUGCCCUGGAGCAAUGCUACCUUGUGGGCAUUGUGGGAAAUUUAAAUGGUGGCUCGACCCAGGCCCCACUGGCAUGGUACAUUUGAAACAGCCUCAUACCACUUUAAGCAGUCCCUGCUUCUCCAAAGGCACCCUGGGAAAUAUAGCUUUUGUUAAGGGUGCUGAGAGUUGUUAGAGACCCUUAUUCCCUUCACAGAUCUGCAAUUCUGAGAGUGGUUUAAUUAUCAAUCCCUCUUUAUGGGAAACUCUAGAUAUUGUAGCUCUCUGAGGGGGAAUAGGGGUCUCCUAGCCACCCUCAGCACCUUUAACAGACUGCAACUCCCACGGUGUUUGGGGGGAAGAGUUGACUGUUUAAAGUGGUAUGAUACUGCAGAUGGGGCCUCAAAACUGCCUGGGCAGUGGGUCAGACUUUUUUUUAACGUGAGAGGGCCAAGACAUGUAUCAGCGGUGAGUCUUAAUGGGGUGUGAGGCCGAAACAGCUGCCCAAGGAAUUGGGUGCCAGUGCUGGCUCCGACUGGGAAGACCAGGUUUCAACUCCCCACUCGGCCACGAUGUUGACUUGUGCCAGUCCACUUCUCACAGCCCUAGUAUACCUCAUUGCGGUGGUUGUUGUAAGAAUGGAAGCUCUGUGCACUGGAAGAUGGGUACGAUACAAACAGGAUGAGCAGGAAAUGUCAGUCCCUGAUGGGGAUUCGAAUACCCCAAUUUAGCCGUAAACAUGUAUUGCAAGGGUGUGUGUGUGUGUGUGUGUGUGUGUGUGUGUGAAUUUGAGCUUUUUGCUCCUCUGGAACCAACUCUGGUCAUAUGGCCAGCAACGCUGAGUAGGGGACCUGCAUAAUAACUACAGUCAUACCUCGGAAGUUGAAUGGAGUCUGUUCCGGAAGUCUGUUUGACUUCCGAAACGUUCAGAAACCAAAGCAUGGCUUCUGAUUGGCCGCAGGAAGCUCCUGCAGCUAAUCAGAAGCUGCGGAUGCCCCGUCGGACAUUCGGCUUCCAAAAGAAUGUUAGAAAACAGGAACACUCACUUCCAGUUUUCAGUCAUUCGGGAGCUGGAAUAUUUGACUCCCAAGGCAUUUGGGAGCUGAGGUGAGACCGUAUUUUCAUUUGGAAAACUGAUGGAUAUACACAGAGAGAUCUCAUUGUUGCCUAUUCAGGGUAUUAGGCCAGGGAUCUCUGAAUCAGGGAAGACAAGCUGACACAGUCACCGCCCUGACUCCUAUCAGCCUAGAACACCCCAAACCAAAGGAGGUACUGGGCACUUCUGCAUUGAUGGGAGGAGGACUUAUAAGGGAUGGUGAACUCAUGGUCCUCAAUUAGUUAUUGGGACUAAGAACAAAAAGAUCUUUGUCUUUCAACCAGUCUCGGACAGGACAGUCCUUCAAACAGGAUGCUUUCAGAAGAGAACAGGGAUGUGAAACCUCAAGCCUGGGGGCUGCAUGUGUCCCUCUAGGUCUUUCUGCCUGGUCUUUGGGACUCUCUCCUUGCCACUUCUCCACCGGCUGUGCUUCACACCCUAUAGGGGUUUUGCCUGGCUGGAAUGUGUCUUUGAGCUCUGUAAUGCUUCUUUGCUAGCCUGGAUGGAGGAUAGCGAGGGGUGUGUAGAAAUUAGCCUGCUGUGCAAAGGUAAAAUGAACUUUGGUUGCUCUGGCCCCCAGAAGGUCAUGCAGAUGGGCAUGUGGUCCUCACCCAGAAAAAAAGGUUCCUUACACCUGAAACAGAGGACUGUCAUCUUGAAAGCCCUUCAAAUAGAAGAUGGUGUCUUCUUUAAAGUAGGACACAUGCCCCCCACACCUGCCUAGCACCUUCUUCUGGGUGUUCCCAUGGGUGAACAUCAUCUAUAGGAAAGUGCCUGCAGAAAGUUACUUUGAUAACAUUGUUCCUGGUAUUGCAGAUUCCCUUGGGGGAUUAGAAUUCCUGAACUGUAUGAUGCUCCCUCUUGGGUUCUAGACUGAACUCUCAUUUCUAACAAGGGACAUUUCUGGAGGGGUUAGAAAACAGUCUUUUGUGCUUGCGGCUGGGACAUUGGUGCGCUGCUGGGAAAUUGAACUUAUCUUUGAUGUCCUUGUUUGGAAAGUGACUCAUCGGAGUGAAGUAAAGGUGAACCAAAAAAUUGGAACACAUUUCUGCAGAGCUGCCAGAAAAUGAAAUAAAAGUGCAGCACAUUACUGCCCAGUCCUUUUAAACCCCACUCCCCACUCUAUAAUACACAAUAAUCACAUGUAAUUUUACAGUUAGCUCAUACUUCAUAUAGCCAUAAUUACAGGUUCAUUUGUUUCAUAUUGAUUGCUGUGCAAUGAAGAUGGUAACCAUUUUUUCCCCACUGAUUGGAUCUUUCCUUCUCAUAGCUGCUAAUAUCUGUUUAUUAUAUUUUGUAUCUCUUAUUCUUCUUCACAAUCAUUAAGUGUGAAACUUUCCUCUUUUCCCACAGCUUUGCAAUUAAAAUGCAAGCAGUUAGUAGCAUUUGAGAGACCAGGGCAAAAGAACCUUGGCUAAUACCUGGAGUUCUGUAUUGCCAAUACCAUCGUUAAAGGGUCUAAAAGUAGAUGGGUGUCUACUAUUUCUCCAAUUUCUUGCUUAAUUUCCAUCCAGAAGUCUUUGAUCACCUCACAGUACUUUUGGCAGCUUUGCAUCUCCAACAGUGGUCAGACGUUGUUGUCGUGCAAACCAGUUCUAUAUGUCUUAAGUCAAGAGAGCUUACUGUUGACAUCUCUCUUACAAGAGGCUGCGUCCUCCUGUAGGGCCAAGUCUUCUCUAUGUAGCAUCAGUCCACCAUUAUUUCCCUACACCAGCUGAGAGAUCCACAUGCGUACAUGCUCCCCUGCCCCCAGGCAGCUGGGAAUGCUGCCUAAGUGUUCAGCAUUUUUAGUGUUCAGUGGGUGAAGGCUGGAGAGACCAGGAUUCAGAUUCCGACUCGGUCCUGAUGCUCCCUGGGUGACCUUGGGCUAGUCACACUUUCUCAGCUCAACCUACCUGUGGAAAUAAUACGGGGGACCCAUAUGUGCCACCCGUUGUUUCUCGGAGGAGAAGUAGAGUCAGCGUGUGUGAUGGUGAUACUCUGAUCACUACUUUCUUUUCUUUUUUUCUUUUUCAAAUUGAUAUUUUAUUGAAUUUUUUUUUUAGGUAUAAAGCAAUAAAGUGAUACAAAAUGAAAAAAGAACAAAACACACAACUGUGUAAAGGGGAAAAAAACCAUUAUACAAAUACAGUCUUACCUUGGUUCGCGAAUGCCUUGCGACUUGAACGUUUUGGCUCCCGAACAUCACAAACCUGGAAGUGAGUGUUCCGGUUUGCGAAUGUUUUUUGGAAGGCAAACAUCUGAUGCAGCUUCCGAUUGAGUGCAGGAAGCUCCUGCAGCCAAUCAGAAGCUGUGCCUUGGUUUUCAAACAAUUUCGGAAGUUGAAUGGACUUCUGGAAUGGAUUCUGUUCGAGAACCAAGGUACGACUGUAUAUACCAAAAUACCCUAACCCAUACAUUCUUUUAUAAACUUGGUAUUGUUAUCCUAAUACUAAUGUAAAUAUUAAAAGCCUGCUACAUUUUGUAUGAAUUCAUUCCAAAAACUGUAUUUAUCGAAGUGGAGUCUACGUCUGUAAGCAGCCCGUUCGUAGGUUGCAAGUGUUAUCAUAUUAUCAAACCACCGAUUAAGGGAGAUCAGGUCUUUAUUCUUCCAGUUCAUCAACAUCAGUUUCUUGGCUACCUUUAGAGCACGUAAAAUCCAUUUUUGUUGUCUUGUUGUUAACUUCCAUGUAGUGGGUAUAUGGCUCUGAACUACCACUACAUUCUUUGCAUGCUCAAUGGAAAGGUUGGCGGUGCUGUGGCUCCAGGAUUUCGGGGGCCCUUGGUCUUGGCACCCACAGCACAGCCUUGCAACCUGUAAGAGCUGGAACAUGCAAACUUGAGAAUCUGCUUGGGUAUAUCUGAUGUUCUUGACUACUCUGUGCAAACUAUGGCAGCCCUGUUAGGUCAGCAGGCUCUCUGUUGAUCUCAGGGUCCUGGCAGGUGCCUAGCUUUGCCUUCUCGACUCAGCCCUGGCAGAUGGGUUCAAGGUUUCUUGAGGCUUAUAUUCAUCUUUUGUUGUCUACAGGGCUUCCAGACUCCCCCCAUCCCCCUAAAAAAGGCCUCCUCUCCUGGAGGACCUGGAUUUCGGAAAGGAGGAUCCAGCAGGUUUGAUGAUUAACCAGUUCUGAAAUGGCUGAAAAAGAUGGUGAGUUGCAAUUUUUUUUGAAGGCCCUAGAACCUCCCAUGCCUUUUUCCAUUUAACUCCAGGCUUUCCUCCCCAGCACCCCCACCCCUCAGCCAGCCAGAGCAGGACUUAAACAUUAACAUUUCUGGCUGAUUCCUGCUGCCCUGGGAAAGGCAGUGAGGUCAUGUGCCCAUUAAGUGACCUCUUGGCACCCUCUCUCUAGGUUUUUGUUCCGUUCGGAGGUGGGCAAAUUCCACAGGGUGAGUUGUGUUAGGUUUGCUGCAGGUGACUCUAUGCUGCAGCAAAGAGUGUUUGUUGUUCUUGUUCAUAAGUGACGCCUGUGAGCCUCUAUAGAGUCCUUAGAGCAGAGAUUUAUCCAGCUCUGAUUUACUCGCCCCUGUCCUUGCCUUGGCUUCCACCAGUGACAGUAUAUAAGACUCAUACCUUUCUAUGUAUUAAGCCAGACAGACUGUUGAGCAGUAGCGACCUUUUUCAUCCAUACUGAAGGCUCCUUGGAUUCCCAGAGCCUGAUUUUCUGACAAAGGUCUUUUUAGUGGUGGCACCUGUUUUAAGAGGGUGGAGCUACCUCAGGUGUGUUUUUACACACUGGCCAGUGAAAAUGUCUCUCUUUAUCAAGGCUUUAGAAAACCAACUCCAUAUCUGUGUUGUUGCUGUUAGUUUAAUGGCUUUGCCACCUUUGCUGUAAAUUUUAAUUGGUGUUGUGAGUGAUCAUCGUGGUGGGUAGCUGAGUGAAAAUGUAUUAUUAUUAUUAUUAUUUAAAUUUGUAUACUGCCCUAUGUAGUCCAGCAAUGUCUGGAGAGUCACCUGUUUGCCAGACCCACUGGAAAGAAGCCACUACAGCAGCGGCGAGGAACCUUCAGUCCUUGAGCCUAAUAAGGCUGCCCAGGCCACCCCAUUUGGCCUGCAAGGACUUUUGGACAAUGCUCCACCCAGGGCCGUCUUAAGCAUAUCUGGCACCAUGGUGCAAAGAUCCCUCCGCACGCCCCGCCCCCCAUUUCCCAGAGUUGUCAACCUUUUCCCACGCCUCUGUGGGGAUCGCUCUCCUCCCGCGGAGGCUUGGGAAGGAAGCUGCACGCCCGCCAGCCAUAUGGUUGAUGAGGCACAGCUGGUGGGCGUACAGGGAAAGGGGAGGCUGCCAGCAAAGCUGUGCAGUUCCCCACUCGCUGGAGCACCCCUGAGAGGCUGGCACCCUGGCACAAUGCGCCACUAAGCCCAAUGGGAAAGACGGCUCUGGCUCCACCCACCUCCACUACACCUGACACUACUUACGAUGUCAGAUGUGAUGAAGGUAAAGACAUGGCUCAGCCAAAAGGGGAUUUGGGGCACCGCCAAUCAGCUCUGAAGAGCAUUUUGCAAGGGGUUUCGCAAGAACUGACAAUCAGAGCAUAGUCUGCAAGGACUGCCCAGUGGUGUCUGGUGGAGAACUUUGCGAUGGCAAGCAAUUAUCCAGAGCCCUUUGCAAAGCCUCUACAAGACCGAACAACCAGCUGAUUGUAAGGUCUUGCAGAGUGCAUUUGAAAGCUUUUGCCCCCAUCGUUUGAUUUCAAACCAGAUGGGCAGAAAAGGAUCUCCCUACAUCAUUGCGAUGUCAGGUGAUUGAUAAAUUUGGCCCUGCAUGUGAGGAGAUGCGUCCCGCAAAAACAGAUCCAAUUCCCAACUCCUGCAACCCCACUACUUUUCUUCUUAGUCUGGGGGCAAAGCAGAGAGGCACAUGAGUAGUGGUCUCCCAUUGAGCCAGGUGAUAAUGAAAACCUGAUUUCUAUUUCAUUUGAAGCUGAAAUGAUUACCUGCAUGUGAAGCUCAUUGAUUUCAGUUCUAACAGCUUGCCUAAGCUGAAGUCAAAGUGAUUUUGACCACAUCCUGCUGCUGCAGUUUUGCAGUCCUCCCUAAAUUACAGGCAGGUGCCAGUUUGCAUAACUUCAGGAGAGGUGUUAAGGUUAUAGCUAACUAGCUAGCAGGAAUGCAUGCACAAUAAGGACCUAAGAAUGUUUCCCUGGUUGUCCAGCCAAUUCCUGCUUCUAGAGCAAUUAAUAGCAGCUCCAGGGUAUGGUACUUGAAAAUACCAAAGGGUGUGCCUCCUCUUUCCCUAUUUGCUGCUCUGAUGCAGCAGGAAACAGAAAAAAUAUAGCUGCAAGCCAUCUCGUACCUCGGCUCUUUCCAAGUGGUAUGUAGGUCCCGGGCAGUGGUACUGCCAGAUAAUGGGAGAGGCUCCUGGCUCUGUUUCCUAACCAGUGAAAAAGAGGUGGGGGCAAGGGCCUCCAGUUAUUACAGUGCCCCAUGCGCUUGUUGAGAAUUGCUACUGCAGGUGUGCCUUUAAGGUGCAAUCUGUUGCAAAACACAUCCGGCUGGGAACAAAACUUCUUUCAAGCACAUGGAGUUUCACUCUUGUUAAGUUUGCCUGCCAGCGAGUGAUGCAUCUGUGGUUUUGUGGUUGCCUUUCUGCUGUCUAACCAUCUCUCUCUGCCUUCCAGGGGGCCUGAAACGACGCAACUGGACUUCGCCUAAGGUGGUGGCUGUAGUAGCCAGCGGCUUCCUUCUCUUGGCUGCGAUCGGAGUUGGGAGCUGGGCUAUAGGUGAGAGUCUCUGCAGGGCUGGAAGAGGCUGUUCACAAGACACGGUGCACAUUAAAAACCAGUGAUCCCAGUUGCAGGGUGUGUGUGCCUUUUAUAUGUAUGUUUCUGUGUGCAAGGAAAGGGCACUCUAUCCAACUCUAUCCAGCCCAGGAGGCCUUUCAGUAGUUGCCCCAAAACUCUUCCCAUAAAAGAUUCCAUCUCUUUUCAAGCACGCUGUAGGAAACAGCUGUAAUUUUAACACCAAAUGCUACACCAAACAGGGUAAGAACAAAUCCAGGAGUAGGAAUCACAUACAGCUGAAAACCACUGGUAAAAAAACAGGGCAAAUGUAUCAGAUUCAAUGCCAGGCUAUUUCUGGAGAAAUGGCAAACCCUAUAGUGUAAGGCUGGUGCUGGAGGAGACGCUUGAGAGUCCCAUGGACUGCAAAAAGAUCAAACCUCUCCAUUCUUAAGGAAAUCAGCCUUGAGUGCUCACUGGAAGGACAGAUCCUGAAGCUGAGGCUCCAAUACUUUGGCCACCUCAUGAGAAGAGAAGACUCCCUGGAAAAGACCCUGAUGUUGGGAAAGAUGGAGAGCACAAGGAGAAGGGGACGACAGAGGACAAGAUGGUUGGAUAGUGUUCUUGAAGCUACCAGCAUGAGUUUGACCAAACUGCGGGAGGCAGUGGAAGACAGGAGUGCCUGGCGUGCUCUGGUCCAUGGGGUCACGAAGAGUCCGACACGACUAAACGACUAAACAACAACAACAUAGUGUAAGGGAGUUUCUGAGCGGGCAGCAGUAUCCCAGUGGUAUGAAUUCCUGUAGAGAUGGCUCUGCUGGAGCGCUCCCAAAGCCAUUGAGGAGGCAAAGUCAGCUUUGAGUUUGGAACCUGAUAGUACUACACCUAAGGAACCCACAGCAGGACCUGCAAGCAUGGUGAAGACUAUGGCACACCAUAUCUGAGCUUCAGACAGAAAGCUGAUACUUGUUGACUUCUCCACCACAUGGUAAUGGACUAUGUAAAAGGACCAAGCCGUUCUUCCACAGUCUUACUGGAAAGUAUCCAGAUGAACUGAAUUUGUUGUGGAUGAUGUUCAAGACAUUGCUGCCUACUGCCAUGUGAAAUGCAGGCCAACGUCCCAGUGCUACAAGAAAAACCAAAAGGUGCAUGGAUUCUCUGAAGCAAACAAGCAGAAGCUGGAAGGAGCCCUACAGUAACCACAGAUUUCUACGUCAUAAAGUGCUGAUGGUUAAAUGAUAGCCUUUUCUGCAUAAUGAACUGAUCAAGUUAGAAUAAGUGCCCCGAUGAGCUUUUGUCACUCUGUCCUGUAAAUGAGAAGAAUAAAAAUGUAUAAAAUGGCAAAAGGGGGGGGGGGAGGAAGGAAGGAAGAAAGAAGAUGAAUCUACCGAGCCUAGCAUUGCCUCCUAUCUAGGGUUGCCAUAUUUCAAAAAGUGAAAAUCUGGACAGAAAAUUUGUUUAUGGAACAUUUAUAUUUUUAAGGGAAAUUACCACAACCAACAUUCCUAACAUGGGUUGCCAUAUGUCUGGAUUUUCCCGGACAUUGAAACAGCUUUCGUCUGGACACUAUUUCUGACAACCGAUUGCCGGCUAUGUCUGGGAAAUUUUGGACAAAUGUGGCAACCCUACUCCUAUCUUAAGAUGAAUCACCCCUUCAAUCUCAGGGGUGGGCAACCUACGACCUUAGGGCCACUUAUGGCCCACAGCCUAACUUCAUGUGAAUACAAGGAGGGGGGUGGGAAAGGGAGUGGCUAAGAGAGAGAAAAUGGGGUACCCUUUGCACUUUUGACUCUAGCCCCACCCACUACUGCCACGGGGACCCAAACUGAUUACCCCCAAGAGAAUGAGACCCUUCACAAAAAAAUAAAAAUGUUUCCCACCUCUACUCUAACUUCACCCUCCUGUUUCUCCUUUGCAGUGGUUUCUGUGCUCAGAAGUGAAGGUGAAAGCCUGUAUGUUGGUGAGUGUUUGCAAGAGAGCUGUGGCCUCUCUUUUUACAUACGGCAUCAUGUCAUAGGGUCCAGUUUACUGGUCUUCUCUAAAUUCCUGAUCAUAUUAAUUACUUACACAAUGCUUUCCCCGUGUUCGGUUUGCCUUUUCUCAGCCACCCCCAACAGCAACCCUGUAGGGCAGGCUAGUAUUACUGUAUUUUUUGCUCUAUAAGACUCACUUUUUCCCUCCUAAAAAGUAUGGGGAAAUGUGUGUGCGUCUUAUGGAGCGAAUGCAGGCUGCGCAGCUAUCCCAGAAGCCAGAACAGCAAGAGGGAUCGCUGCUUUCGCUGCGCAGCGAUCCCUCUUGCUGUUCUGGCUUCUGGGAUUCAGAAUAUUUUUUUCUUGUUUUCCUCCUCCAAAAACUAGGUGCGUCUUAUGGUCUGGUGUGUCUUAUAGAGCGAAAAAUACGGUAUAUUUCUUUCCUGCACCUUGAAGGCCUAAUUUUUCAGCAGAGGUUUGAUGGGAACAGUGCACAGGCCACAUUCACAUCAUGACUUUAAAGUGUUACACUAUCUCUUUAAACAGUCAUGGCUUCCCCCAAAGAAUUCUGGGAACUUUAGUUUGUUAAAGGUGCUGAGCGUUGUUGGGAGAGACCCCUGUUCCUUUCACAGGGCUGCAGUUUCCAGAGUGGUUUAGCAAUAAAUUUCUCUUCACGGGGAACUCUGGUAUGGAAAUAGGGGUCUACUAACAGCUUGCAGCACCCCUAGCAAACUUCCUCCUCCCAUAAUCCUCUGGGAGAAGCCAUGAUGGUUUAAAAUGGUAUCAUAGCCCUUUAGGCACGAAUGGGGCCAAAGUUAAAAUCAGGCAAUUCACUCCCACAAGUGAUGCCUACCAAUUUGGGUGGUUUUGAAAGGGGUUUAGACAAACUCAUUGAGGAUAUGCUAUCAAUGGCAGCAGGCCUCUGAAAACAGCAGUGGGAGAGAGAUGUUGUCUUUCCGCCUGGCUUGCGGACUUCUGGAAGGCACCUGAUUGGCCUCAAUAGGGAAAAGGAUACUGGGCUAGCUAAGACCUUUGGUCUGAUCCAACAGGGCUCCUCCUAUGUUCAGUCCUGAGGUAAAUGUGGGGAAUUUUGUGAGAAUCCAUUCAACUGAAUCAUCCCCAAAUCCUGGUGCCAUGGCGCACCAAAUUAAACAUUCAUUCAAGAUGGAUAAUUUAGGCCAUCUGCUGUCAGCUGAAGCAUGAAAUCUAGGCCUGAACUUACUGUAAACAUGCCUAUAUAGUUGCUCAUCAUGCCAGGUAGACGUCAUUGCACAACAGGAGUAUUUGGGGGAGCUCUCAGAAGCCGAGCUAGGAAAUUUAGGGGUGAAGUCAAUACUAGUCCUUGCCCAUUGAAACUGAUGUGCACAACUAACUUGGAGUCAUUUAUCUCUGUGGGUCUGCUGUGAGGAGAAACUAGCUGUUAAUUAACGUGUCAUAUUUCUAAUUUGGCUGCGCCAUGGUGCCUCAUGCAAGAGGGAGAUGUCACCAUGAAUUAGGAAAGGAUCGGUCAGUGUUGGGCUGUGGCAAAGGUGGGGUGAAGUGUGGGCAUAUCCUGCUAAGAUCUCACACCUUUGUUUGGUCAACGCAGUCCAGGUGAGCUCCGGCGACCUGCGCCUCACUGUGUACGAUGAGAAUGAAGGGAGGUGGAGGCUGCUCUGUUCGUCGUCCUCCGAUGCCCAAGUGGCCACCCUCAGUUGCGAGGAGAUGGGAUUUGUCAGGUACUUCGAGAGAACGGUAAUGGCUGAGGUGACUAAGGGGGAGAGAAGCAUCAGCAGAGGAGGCCUUUUGGAGCAGAAGUUUAGAUGAGGGAGCCUCGUCAGCCCACCUUGUCACAUAAGAGGGAGAAAACCUGCACCAGUUGAGAUGCUUUCUUCUACGUAGUACACAGGACCGCCCACCCCCUCUGCUUUUUAACUUGGCCGUCAUAAUUUUAUUCAUUUCAGAAAUAAUUUACACUGCUUUAUUGUAAUGAAGCCUCAAUAAAGAAUAAAACCACCAGUAAAAAACAAUUAUUUAAAACCUUAAAAAAACAAGUAAAUGAUAAGUUAAAAACCUGAUUAAGACGUAUGCCAGCAUUCAACAUAACCGAUGCCCACAUGGGUCUGUAGCCCUUUCCAGGCAUUAACUGCAUGUAGGGCUUUUCACCUGUGGAAAGGGAAGUAGGGCUGUACCAUCGACUGCAUCCCAGCACUGCAACCCCUGCCAGCUCUGCGCUUAGCUCAGGAGUCUGAGAGCUUCCCUUUGCGGAUGGACACACUGAUCACAUAGACACUGAGGACAGAUCCCCCUGUUUCUGCACAUGAGAACUGUGGCUACAUUCAGUGUGUGAGAAGGGCUUUGGAGCCACUGGCCACUGGUAGAACUUGUGUGAGAGGUGAGACCAGUUGAGAGAUGUAGGUAGGAAUGGUCCGGUCUAAGGAGCCUUGAAAAAUGGAUGGGAUUGGACAUGCUUCCUCCCCAAACUGUUGGGCUGAACCAAAUGGUCAUGUCUGAGUCUUGUUUUGCUCACCCCAAAGAGUGGAUGGUGUUCAGGGCAUGAUCAAAGCAACCUGCAGGAUGCCCUUCCCCUGAGCCAGAGAAGGGAGGCUCAGUGCCAGAGCACCUGCUUUCGGUGCAGAAGGCGGCAGGAUGAAUCCCUGGCAUAUUUAGCUUGAAAGUAGCCAGUAUUGAGCAGCCGUAUUCUGCUCUAUAAAGCUUUAGCAUUGGAGGGGGUUGGACUAGAUGACUCCUUGGGGGUGGCUUCCAACUCUAUGGAAGCCAUGGGGGGAGAGGGUGGUAAGCUGGUGCUUUCUAGAUAUUGUUGGACACCAGUUCCCAUCAGCCCCAGCUUGCAUGGCCAGUGGCCAAGGAUGAUGGGAGUUGGAGUUCAACAACACGUGGAGAACAUCAAGAGGUAUUGGAGAACAGGGCUGAGAGAGUCUUCUGCCCAGGUGGGUGACUCAAUCUAGAGUCAGGGCAAUGCUUCCUGUAGUGGUCACAUGGGUGAUCCUGGCCACUCAGGGGCCCUUCUAAGGCAAGCAUAGUCAAACUCGGCCCUCCAGAUGUUUUGGGACUACAACUCCCAUCAUCCCUCGCUAACAGGACCAGCGGUCAGGGAUGAUGGGAGUUGUAGUCCCAAAACAUCUGGAAGGCCAAGUUUGCCUAUGCCUGUUCUAAGGCAACCUCUUUUAUUGCCCUUUAAAAACAAUCCUUGAAAAUGCACUAAGAGCGCGGGGGAGAUCUCUCUCGGUUCUGGUGCUGGGAUGUAGGCAUGGUUGUUGCAUUGAUACUGACCCCCUCUGUGUUUGCCUGCCCUUUAGGUCUCUCUCCCAUUCAGUUCUGGCUGCUGACAGAGCAGGGGCCAAUGGGACGUCGGGCUAUUUCUGCGUGGACGAGUCCCGCCUACCUUUUGCGCGAAGGCUGAGCGAGGCCAUUGUGGUGUGGUAAAGUACAAGAUGGACUAGGGUGGGAGUUGAAAUCCAGAAAUGUCUGGAAGGCCACAGAAUCAAAGCCGAAAACCCUGAUGGUGGCUGAGAAGCACUAGGCUAGGUUUCCACAGUACCCCUGACCUUUUGUCGAACUGGGGAGGGGGGGGGAUUUAAACACAUUGCAGAGUUCCCAAAAAAUAGAUCAUCCAUCAGAGCUUUACUGCUAUUGAAGGCAGAUGAGCAUAAUGGUCAGAAAUCCAAUACAUUCAGAAUUGGCACAGUCCAUAAGAAAUCCAGUUGCAGCACUUACAAAAACUUGUAAACUUAUAACAAGACUAAAACUUAACACUAAGCAUACUAUGUACAGAACACCACACCAGAAGGAAGAGAGAUAGAAAGAGAAAGUAAGUAAGCCCCAGGCCCCUUCUGGCCUAUAUUUAUAGUCAGCAUGACCUUAACAGAAAGAGAUAAGAGAACCAGUUUAAGCCAGCUGUACUCAGCUUCUCUGAAGGAAUAACCCAAAGACCAUGAACCUUCAUCUUGUUUCUUUCACAAAGAGAAGGUUCCAGAACCCUCUUGAAUGAAUUAGAACAGGAAAGAUCUCUACACAUCAGAUCAAUGCUUUCUGCACUAAGAAAUGCAAACUGACACCUUUGACCCUUCUGGGUGGGGCUGAUGGGAGGCCAACAGUUCCCUCUGCCCUGACCUAGGCCUUGUAGGAUGACCUAGACUUGGACCAGUUAGGGCAGGCGUGGGGACCCUUCCCAGAGCCAUUCUUGACUCACCAAGGGUUCCAUAUUUGCCUGCAAGACCGUUUUUGUGGAGCCAUGCCCCGCUGUCAACCAGGUGACAUCACCUUGAUGGGUGGGUUUGAUGGACGCAGGGGAUUGCAGCAGAAAUCAGGGUCGAAACCCUUCUGCUCCACCCAUCAGCGGAUGGGGAGUUCAAUCCUGCUUGGUCACUGUCUCCCCUCACUCGCCAACUUUGUCCCAUAUGGUGCAUCUCACAGACUUAAUCCCAACACUUGGUGACUGGAUUAUAUUCUGCCCCCUUUUGCUGCUCUCAGCUGCUAAAUACUUGCCCUAUUCCCCUAACAAUUGGUACUGGGACUGACCCAGGUGUGGGUGACAUUGAUGGCAGAUCACUUAAAGCACAUGGUUAAACUACAAUUCCCAGGAUUCUUUAGGGGGAAGUCAUGUACUUUAGAUGUGUCUUGGAUGAGCUGUAACUGUACUCGAGUGAGCACAGACAUACUAGGAAAAGCACAUCCAUCACCAGAAUGUUCACCCUUUGUCUGAAGCUUCAUCACCAUAUGCGUAUACCAAUAAACUGAAUGUUGGCUCAGCCUUACCCCAUCCUCUGCUGUUUGGGCAGCCUGCCUGUCUCUUUGUUCAUUUUAAAAAGCAUCUCAUGAAUGCUCAUGGGUGCAUGCAUUCAUCUGCUGCCUACAGCUGGCUUCUGCUGUAUACUUGCAGAAGCAUGAGUUAUUGGGGUUUUGCUUAGAGUUUGACCCUGGAGAGGAAUAGGUACCGUUGCAAUAAACCCAAUAAGGGCUUAAAGCAGGCUUCCUCAACCUCAGCCCUCCAGUUGUUUUGAGACUACAAUUCCCAUCAUCCCUGACCACUGGUCCUGCUAGCUAGGGAUCAUGUGAGUUGCAGGCCAAAAACAUCUGCCUGGCUUAAAGUCACUGUAAAUGUGUGACAUUGACAUGGCCAAGGUCAUUUCGUUCAUAAUGAUACUGGGGGCUGUGUGUAAGCUAGGCUUUUGAAAACAACACCUUCCCCACCCAGCUCUGCACUGGGAAAAGGCACUGUGUGAAUUAAAAUAAGUGAAAAUAUCCUUAAUGUGCCUAUUUUACAUCAUUCCCCUGCUAGCCACAGGGAACACAAGGGACUUUUAGGGCAACUAUAAAUCCUACUCAAUGUGAAUUCCAGCUUUCAAGUUAGCGAGAAACUGCACCAUUGCCUCCAGGUUUGUCAUAAGGCCUAGAAUCUUGGAAAUCAAAUGCAGGUGGAGAUGUUCAGGAACAUGAACUCCCCACCUGGCAGAAAGCUCAACUUGCAAGGAACCUGGAAUACACAUGUUCCUGAUGAAGGUUCGCUCUCCUUCCUUUCUGCAGCUGAGCCCUCUCCUCUUUCUCUUUCUCUCACAGCGAAUGCCCGACAGGCCGAUUCCUGGCAACGCUAUGCCAAGGUAUGGAAACCCCGAACCCUCCCAAGGGCACCGUCUUGAUCCACCUGCCUGCGUACAGGUCUCUCUCUCUCUCUCUGCCUGCUAUCUUGAAGUUCCUCUAACUCUUUCCCAAGUCUCCUUCUGUUGUUCAAAUGCCAUUAACAGCUUUUCAUUUUCUUCUUCUGACCUGCUCACACCUAAACACCCCUUGGGACAGUGGAGGCUGGUCUGUUAGGGCAAAUACAGUACGCACCACCAGCCUCAGCAAGCCCCCACCUGCCUGCCUUCUUAUUUCCAACCAAACCGGGAAGUCCAGAAGGUGGCCCUGACUGCCAGCGGCCAGCAUCCCCCUCCUCAGUCUCAUUGCUGCCCUUGUAGAAAUCAUCAGGGAGGACAGGGGCAAAACCACAACUGACAUUGGCUCUCUGGCUCCACCUACAGUUGGACUCCCUGCCUUCCACCCUACCAGCCCCAACAAGCACCAGCCAUCACUGCCUUUUUAGUUUACUGGCCUUGGUGCUAAUGCGAAUGUGAUCUCAUGAAAGCAGACAGAAACUUGCAUCAGAACGAGGAAAGAAAGGCAAGGUCAGCUCUAGCUUUGAGGAAGCCAUCUGUAGCAUGUCCUCUGGUGGGCUCCUCUGUUGCCAGCAGGUUUACCCAUUAGGAGUGGGUCAAUACCUGGCAGCAGCCAUUUAAAUUUCCCACAAUGCCCCUGACGGCUCUGAUGACCUUGUGUGAAAUGGAAAUCAUGAGUGCCAGUCAAUCGGUGUGUGCGUGAAAUUAAAGGGAGCUCAGGGCAGGUGGUGACACUCAGCCCAGCCAGGAACCCCAGUAACUGCCCCCCAAAAGCUGUGUGGUGAAGCUGGGACUGGAUAAAGGUUCUAGAAAUCUACGGACUCAUUAGUUGCCAGUAAAUGUUAGAAACCUACAUUGCCUCUUAUCGAGGAAUGGCUAAGGAAAUACUGUGUGAAGCUUAGGGAUGGCAGUCAACACCCUGAGAUGGCAGAGAAAACAUGGCCUCUGUUUAUUGGUCCACCCAAUAAACUUGGCCAUUUGGCAUUUCGUUUUUAAGCUUGCUUGCCUUUUGUGUGGUAACUCUGCCAAGCAGUGCUACAGUUCCCAAUGUUCCCUGAGAAGAGGGCUUGAUGGUUAAACUAUUCUGGGAGCUGUAGUUCUCUGAGGGGGAAUGCAGGUCUCCUAAUUACUCUUCGGCACCCUCAACAAACGACAGGGCCUAGAAUUCUCUGUGGGAAACCAUGACUUAGGACAGGGCGUGCCGCGGGGCUCAGCUGCCCUACAGCUGGGGGGGAGGCAGCGGGCGGACAGUGCGGAGCCUGCAGGCGCCUGAGAUGUGUGGCUUGGGCAUGCUGCAGGCCCCGCGGUGAGUGCUGCCUGCCAUUUUGCCACCUCCCUCAGGGUGACACCCAGGGUGGACUGCACCCCCGCACUCCCUAUGCCCCUGUGUGGCCCAUGGCACUCUCUUCAUGCAGUAGAAUGAGGUGGCAGGAUUCUGAGGCAGGGGUUUGCAUUGUACUAUUUCAGGCAGCAGGAGGUGGGUACCACUUAAGAAUGCUCCCUGAAAUAAAAGCUUGAGAUGGCAAGUUGGAAACAAAAACACAGGCCUAUCCCACCAGGGAGAAAACUUCUAACCCAGCUGCUCCCGGUUGUACUAGUUUUCUGCUUGUGGGGAUGUUGUGGUUUUUUAUGUGCUUAGCAUUAAAAAAAUGUUUCCUCCCCAAAAAACCCCCACAACACUUGAUGUGGUACAGGCCAUUUCCAGAUUACUCUGGUUUCUGCCACAGAUAUGUUGGCGUGUACCGAGGUAAGGGCAGGGAGGAGCUUGGUCCAAACAGGGUCUGCUCCCUUCACAUCGGCACAUGUGGAGAUGGCUGAAACACUUGAAUAAUAAGGAAAUGUCUCAUUUGUGGGCAGAAGAGCUGUGACUGGGGCAGGUCUGUGAAUUAUUUUGAUGGCAUGCAAGAGUUGUGUGAACCUUCCCUCUAGCAUACAGGCGGUAGUGAUGACCACCAACUAGGAUUACGUUAAGAGAGGAUUAGAUGAAAUUGGGGAUGUUUACAAGGCUUUCAUUAGCUACUAGGCCAUUGGAAUCAAAGUUGGUGUGCAUGUUCAUGACAGUAUUCUGCAGGUCAGGUAUGAAACUCAGCUCAAACCCAUACAUCUGAUUUUGUUCUUUACUCUGCAGCAAUUGUGGAAAUGGGAUAGACUCUUUAAAAAAAAUGUAUCUCAAAUCCUAGAGGGUAGCCGGGAAAUGGCCCCCAGUUUUAAGUGACACUACCUGAUCACCUGAGGUGUUUCUAGACAGAUCCUGCCCCUCGAAGAACUCAUUCCUGUUGUGUUAUUUGCAGAUUGUGGACGUAGAAAGUUGUCCGUGGACCGCAUUGUGGGAGGCCAGGACGCCAGCUUGGGCAAAUGGCCAUGGCAAGUCAGCCUGCGCUAUGAUGGGACGCACCUUUGCGGUGGCUCCAUCAUCUCCAAUGAGUGGGUUAUCACGGCUGCACACUGCUUCCCAGAGUAAGUCCCUGCCAUAUCUGUGUUUGCUAUUGUGAUGGCUCCCAGCUUGGUAAAGUUGCUCCUCUCAGGACUUGCCCUGAUGUUUUAGGGUGUUUACUAGGAUGUGUGAACACAUCUGAAGGUAGCCCUGUUCAGGGAAGUUUCUAAUGGUUGAUGUCUUACUGUGUUCUUAAUAUUUUGUUGGGAGCUGCCCAAAGUGCUUGGGGCAACCCAGUCAAAUGGGUGAUAUAUUAUUAAUAUUAAUAACAACAGAAAACAUGAAAAAUUGAACUGAAUGGCCUCAGUUGGCUUCAGUUUUAAUUUGUUCCAAAACAGACGUGAUUAGAAAUGAACGAAUCAUGGAAUUGAAGAGUAGGAAGGGACUCCAAGAGUCAUCUAGUCCAACCCCCUGCAAUGCAGGAAUCUCAACUAGAUCAUACAUGACAGAUGGCCAUCCAACAUUUGCUUAAAAACUUCCAAUGACCAAGAGGCCACCACCUUCAUAGGGAGUCCAUUCCAUGGCUGAACAGCUUUUAUUGUCAGAAAUUUCUUCCUGGUGUUUAGUCAGAAUCUACUUUCUUGUAACUUGAAUCCAUUGGUUCAGGUCCUAGCCUCCAGAGCAGGACAAAACAAGUUUGCUGCAUCUACCAUGUGGCAGCACUUGAGAUAUUUGAAGAUGGCUUUCAUAUCACUUCUCAGUUUCCUCUUUACCAGGCUAAACAUACCCAACUCCCUCAACCGUUCCUCAUAAGGCUUGGUUUCCAGACCCUUGAUCAUCUUGGUUGCCCUUCUCUGCACCUGUUCCAGCUUGCCGCUAUCCUUAAAUUGUGGCACCCAGAAACUGGAUACAGUCUUCCAGAUGUGGUCUGAGCAAGGUGGAAGAGAGUGAAACUAUUAUUCCCCUUGAUUGGGAUACCAGAAUAGCAUUGCCUUUUUUUUUGCUCCUGCUGCUGCACCACACUGUUGAUUCAUGUUAAGCUUGUGAUCUACUAAGACCCCUAGAUCCUUUUCACAUGUACUAUUGUCAAUCCAGGUGUACAAAUGUGUUUGUUCUGUUGGAGGUUUUCCCAUCGGCAUCUGGUUGGCCUCUGUGAGAACAGGAUGCUGGACUAGAUGGGCAACUGGCCUGAUCCAGCAACCUCUUCUCAUGCAUACCCACCCACAGGCCACCAUCAACCCUGGCAAAUUUUGUAUAGCUGUCCUCCUCCAGUCUCUUUCUGUGUCUUAGGGUGAUAGCUCAGUUGGUAGAGCAUGAGACUCUUAAUCUCAGGGCCAUGGGUUCGAGGCCCCACGUUGGGCAAAAUAUUCCAGCAUUGCAGGGGAUUGGCCUAGAUGGCCCUUGCAUUUCCUUCCACCUCUAUGAUUAAUUUCGAUUUUGAUUUCAACAAGUCUCCCCCAUCUCUCUGCAGGAGGAAUCGAGCACCAAGCAGGUGGCGGGUGUUUGUGGGAGCCAUUUCCCAGCGCUCUGCUAAGGGGCUGCAGGUGGGUGUGACAAGCGUCGUGUACCAUGGUGGCUACCACCCCUUCCUGGAUCCCAACAGCGAGGAGAACAGCAACGACAUCGCCCUGAUGCACUUGGCAACGCCCCUUUCCUUUAACGGUGAGAAUGUGGUGUCAGGAAGGUGGUUUGGGGAAAGAGUUAUUAAGAGCCUGUGGGGCAGGGGUGGGGAAUCUGUGAGCCCUGGUUGUUGGACUCCUCCUCCCCCUGGGCCUCCCCAAAAUCCACCCAGGGAGGAGGGGAGAGGGAAGUUGGGCAGGAAGAAAUGUGCUGAUGGAGCGAUCAUAAUAGCGCAGUGUUGAGAUCCAUCCAUACGAUUCCCAAGCCACGCCGGUUAUGAGGUUGCUAGCAUGAUUAUAUAGCAUGUCACCUGCCUUGCAACCUUAUGAUGAAAGGUAAGGGAGAAAUCCGAGGAAGGAAGGAAUGUACGCUUGCAUGUCCUAUGGGGCUGCGAUGUACCGCAAUGCAGAACUUGCCUUUCAAAGUAAGGUGAAGGUUGUGCCCAAGCUUCAACUUGGGGCAACCACAGCAGAAAAAAGUUAACUCUGCAUUCAAAGCCAGUGUUGGGGUUCAACAUCUAAUGGGUGAUGGGCCUGGGCACCUGCACACUGGCAGUGCCAAGCAGCCAGCUGAGUUUUUUUGGCUUUCAGGAGAGUGGAUGGGUGACAGUAUGAGCAACCACAGCUGUCAGAAGAGGCAACAGCCACCAUCACCUGCUCUCUCUUCUGCAGUAUGUCUGUUUGUGGGAGACUGAUUGUGCCUUCCCCAAACUCCCUUUCCCCCUCUGGAAAAAAAGAGGAAUCAGCCCAGUGCAUAAUAUUCAUGUUUCUGAGUGUGCAUGUGAGAGACAGAAAAGAAAAACCCAUGGAUGUGAGUGACCCAGAAGCUAGGAGGCAGGAUGAAAAAAUUCAUUUGCCUUUCGACAAUACUUUUCUCCCCACAGAAUAUAUCCAGCCCAUCUGCCUGCCAGCUUUGGGCCAGCCUUUGGUGGACGGCAAGAUCUGUAUCGUUACUGGCUGGGGCAACACCCAGUACUAUGGUAAGUACCUCUUGCCACUGCUAAGAUGGCAGCAACUCUUGCAAGCUGUGUUGUGUAUCCUUCCCGCUUCUUAUGCAAGUACAGAAAUGGCUGUGGGCUGCAUCAUUCACCUGAUAACCUCAGAAUUCUGUCGGUUCAUUUUUUUUUAAAAGCUGUGAGACUUCAAGGCAGGUUUAAUUGAUGUGGGCCAUUCCUUAAAAAAAACAACAACCCAGAAGCCAAAGGGAGAACUGAUGUAAGGGCCAAUAAAAGCAGAAUACAAAGCAAGUAGAUGUGGGCUUGCUUGCUUCCCCCCCUCCCGUGUCUUUUAGGUUGCGGAACUUAGCCUGCCAUGAUACAGAAUCCCUGUAAUUUUGACUAUUCCCCAGCUUAUAUGCAGAUGACAUACAGCUUUGGUUAAAAGCGGGUGAGAUGAAAAGUGGUGUUCCAGUUGCAGCCCCUUGCAUCACUCUGAGCUGCCCAUUUUGGCAGCCAUUGCUGCUUCUACUGGGAGUUAAUCCCAUAGUGUUAACAAUGCCCUGUAUUCCAGUACAGAAACUGUUCUUAACCUGAGGUACCACUUUAGCUAAUGGGGCCUCCUGCUGCCGCCACGCCGCCACCACGUGAUUUCUGUUCUCAUCCUGAAGCAAAGUUCUUAACCUGAGGUACUAUUUCUGGGUUAGCAGAGUCUGUAACCUGAAGCGUCUGUAACCUGAGGUACCACUGUACUGUGAGGAAGAGAGAUAAACUUCUCUCUGCCUACGUUCUCCACAUUGACCCCUUUGCACAUUGCACUUCCUUGUGGAAGCAAGCGUCGCUCUGUGGUGGAGCACACUUUCCGUGUGCAGAAGGCCUCGGCUUCAAACCCUGGCAUCUCCAAGGAUCAAGGGAGCAGGCAACAGGAAAGACCUCUGCCAGAGGCACCAGAGACCUGCUGCCAGCCAGAGCUGACUGCACUGGGUCAAUGGACAGAUAAGUCCAACCUGUUUACUAAGCCUGCUUUCCUAUGGCACUCGGUUCUUCCACUUUGUAGGGCAACAGUCUGACGUGCUGCAAGAAGCCAGCGUGCCCAUCAUCAGCACCAGUGUCUGCAACAGCCCCGACUACUAUGGCAGCCAGAUCAGGCCCAGGAUGUUCUGCGCUGGCUUUGCUGCCGGCGGAACAGAUGCCUGCCAGGUAGGUUGUGCUGGGCAGUGGGCAAGGGCAGGGCUGGGGAGGCAAGGGAAUAUAAGUUAUUGAAGGUGGGCGAGGUGUGCUGGACUGCAUUUAGAAAGAGAGAGCAAGGUGUGUGUUUGGCAGAGGUGGAGAACAUUUGGUCAUCCAGAUUUGGCUGGUCUGCAUCAUUCAUCAUCCUUGACCAUAAGCCAUUCUGGCUGGAGCUGACGGGAAUCCUGGGGGGUUGGGGUGGCACAGAUUCCCUCAUCUUUAGUGUUUAGUAGAUUAUUUGCUGAACAGCAAAGCAGAGCAGGAUGCAUGGUGAAUUUGUUCAGACACAAAGUGACCCAGGCAAAAAAUAUCAUGGGGCUUGGGCCAACAACUCACAUUUCUUCCCCACAAGGUUUAAUCCCUUAAAUAAUUUUGGAUGCUUUUUCUAAUGUGUGUGUUUUAUGAGCAAGAGGUAAAGGACAACCAGUUUUGGUCCUGCCAGUUGGCUUCUCUGCCCGCUAGAAUGGAGGGCAAAGGGCUUUUAAACCCCUUCUUCUUCCUGUGAAGAGCAACAGAGGCUCAGUCAGAAUUUCUCCCCUCGUGUGCCCUAGCUGUUGAACUUUGGCCUGCAGGGGACAAAAUGUUUACUAUGGGAAUGUUUUUCUUCUGUUUGAAAAAAACCAAAAACCAUAAUGGCGGCCAUGAGGGUUUCAGAUUAGGAUCAUGGGGUUGUGACAGCGCAUUAAAAUUAGAGAUUAGGUUUAAAAAAUGUAGCACAUGUACAAGUUGAUCAGACCUGCACACAUAGGAAGCAGGAGAUUAUUAUGAUAGUCUAAAUGACUUUAUUGGUUACAAAUGCCUGAUUGGAGCUGGAAUGAGGCAUAUAACAUCCCUGGGGAACAUGAAUGAUGGGGGAAAGGGGCUUACUCUUUCCCUGUGCCAUUUCCCUGCUGAAACUUGUCCCUCCAGAACUUAAUUCUUGCCCUCAAAGGCACCACUGCAGUUCCAACCCACAGCUGUGGGCUUUGAUUGGCCUGUGUUUCUGCUUCAGCACCCUGGCCUUACCUGGUCCACAUUUUUAGUUAGAGUGCUAUACUAUAAUUAUAAUAAGAAUAAUAUUAAGAAUAAUAAAUUAUUUAUAUCCCACCCAUCUGGCUGGGUUUCCCCAGCCACCCUGGGUGGCUCUCAACAUAAUAAUAAUAAUAAUAAUAAUAAUAAGAUAAAACAUCAAACAUUAAAAACUUCCCUAAACAGGGCUGCCUUCAGAUGUCUUCUAAAAGUCAGACAGUAGUUUAUUUCCUUGACAUCUGAUGGGAGGGUGUUCCAUAGGGAGGGCACCACUACCGAGAGGGCUUCCCUAUAACUUCACUUCUCGCAGUGAGGGAACUGCGAGAAGCCCCUCGGAGCUGGACCUCAGUAUCCGGGCUGGAUGAUGGAGAUGGAGGUGGAGAUGCUCCUUCAGGUAUACUGAGCCGAGGCCAUUUUGGGCUUUAAAGAUCAACACCAACUCUUUUGUCUUGUCCUUGGAAACGUACUGGGAGCCAAUGUAGGUCUUUCAGGACCGGUGUUACAUGGUCUUGGCAGCCACUCCCAGUCACCAGUCUUGCCGCUGCAUUCUGGAUUAGUUGCAGUUUCCGGGUCACCUUCAAAGGUAGCCCCACGUAGAGCGCGUUGCAGUAGUCUAAGCGGGAGAUAACCAGAGCCUGGUGGAAUGAGCAAGGGUUGUAACUCCUGCUUUCUUCUGCCUGGCAGGGCGACAGUGGCGGCCCCUUUGUGUGUGAGGAUGGCAUCUCUCGGACUUCCCGCUGGAGGCUCUGUGGCAUUGUGAGCUGGGGCACCGGCUGCGCCCUGGCCAAUAAACCAGGGGUCUACACAAAGGUCAAUGACUUUCAAGGGUGGAUCUAUCGUGCCAUGAAGGUAAAGGGCACCUGGGGCAGUUGGGUGAAUCAGUUGCAGGAAAAGCAACAGGGAGAGGCUUGUGGCACCCUAAAAGUUAAUUCAGCGGUUGGCAGCCUUUGGGGGCUGGUGCUUGUGCAAUGGGAACGGAGGCAAUUGGCUGACAGGCAGUGACUCCAAGCCUCCUUUCUGCAGGGAUCAGUUGCACUAGUGAGUGGGAAGUCAGGUCAUGCAGCCAGUUCAGCAAGAUUGAAGGUGAUGACUUUUGCUAUGCCCAGCCUUAGGCAGGUGUCAGCUGUGAUUUGGUGUUUCUGAUAGGUAUCUUGGCAGCUUAGCCGAUCCCAGAAGGCUGAUCUCAAUCAGCUGACUGCCUCCCUUGCCAUUGCACAAUUGGGGAUGCGCUUUAAGGCUCCUGGUUGUGCCUGGGAAGACCUGUCUACCUGCCAAACAACCAACAUCAUCACCAUCGUAUAUUUAUAUGCCACCUAUUUGACUGGGUUGCCUGUGCCACUCUGAGCAGGAUUGAACAAAUUAUGAAACCAUGGUAAAACAUCAAACAUUAAAAACUUCCCUAUACAGGGCUGCCUUCAGAUAUUUUCUAAAAGUCAGAUAAUUGUUUAUUUCCUUGACAUCUGAUGGGAAGGCGUUCCACAAGGUGCCUGGUUCCCUGUAACUUCAGGGAAGAGCCAGUGUGGUAUAGUGGUUAAGAGUGGUAGACUCGUAAUCUGGUGAACUGGGUUCACGUCUCGGCUCCUCCACCCGCAGCUGCUGGGUGACCUUGGGCUAGUCACACUUCUCUGAAGUCUCUCAGUCCCACUUACCUCACAGAGUGUUUGUUGUGGGGAAGGAAGGGAAAGGAGAAUGUUAGCCGCUUUGAGACUCCUUCAGGUAGCGAUAAAGCAGGAUAUCAAAUCCAAACUCUUCUUCUUGCAAUGAGGGAACUGCUAGAAGGCCCUUGGAGGUGGUUGUCAGUGUCUGGGCUGAAUGAUGGGGGUGGAGAUGCUCCUUCAGGUAUACAGGGCUGAAGCUGUUUAGGGCUUUAAAGGUCAGCACUAACACUUUGAACUGUGCUUGGAAACGUCCUGGGAUGUCACAUAAAAUGUCAAGCGUAGGGCAUGUUGGUGUGGUUUGAGGGGAAAUGGCCUUGUGGGCCAAACCGAAGACCCAGACUGGGCCUGAUUAGGCCAGUUGGGGGUUCCAAACCCCUGUGUUACAACGCCCACUGGUUAACUGGUGUCCAAUGUAAAAGAUCUCAAGUGAGCACAUAACCAGUGCAUUGCUGUAGAAGCGCAAGGGAACACCUCUCCUGUCCUCCCAGCACAUCUGUCUGUCUGAAGGCCCCAGAAAGAUGCACAGCCUGCCUCUCCUUUUGUUUCCCCUCCUACAGACUCACUCCCAUGCCAGUGGAAUGGUGAUCCAGGACUGAAGCCCCGGAAGAGCGAUGCUGAGCCGCCUCCGCCUCGCCAACCUCCCCCCCCCUUCCAGUGUGAGACUGCUGCUUUAAAGAAAAUGGGGGUGGGGGGGCAGAAAUGACAUUUUACAGAGAACAAACAUUGUCCCAUCCGACUGUGUGCUCUGGCAUAGCCUCGUGGAAUAGGGCAGGGGAGCCCUUCUACACUGUGCAGUUCCUCGCUGGCCCUUUAAACAUCUGCCAAUAUGAUGCCUUUGCUUUGCCAGCUUAUCAAAGGGGUGCUUCUGGUUCUUUAAUGGCCCAUCUAGGAGUGAGGGUCGGCCUUGCUUCCCAGGACACCUGCGACUGGCUAAUCUGUGGUUGCUUUGGUGUGGCUCAUUACCCAGAUCACACGAACGUGAGACCCUAUCACUUUAAAGUAUUGAAUUCUGGCAGGUCAAGAAUUUCAAAAGCAAAGGCCCAAUCCUUGGAAGUUUUUCCCAGCUGUGAACAAGGGCAGAAGCUGCAUUUAAAGGGAACCCCCACAGCAACUUCUCACACUACCCCAGGUUACACUCAGGAUGGAUGAAACCAUCAUGAUUUCUGACUUGAAACUGGGGUGUCCUGAUUGUCCUGAUUUCCCAGUUCCGCCCCAGCAGCAGAUCCUGCCUCCCCGCCCCUUGCAACAUGGCGGCCAGCUAUGAGCUUGGCAGCGCGGCUUGAUGAUGUCAUUUCCCAGGAUGCCGCUGGAAGCUGAGACACACACACAGAGACAGAGAGGCGGAGCAUGGGCUUAAAAGGGCUGUGGUGCAGAUUGGAGCCAGCAGCGGUGGGGGAGAGUCUUGAGCUGCUAGCAGGGUGGGGAAGAGCUCGGUGGGAAAAGGAAUGGAGGGCUUGGUGCCCGGGGCUAGGGUCCCGCCCAGUAACUUGCGAGGUGGCAGCAGUGCCUCUGAGCAUGUACAGAAUGCACACAUGCAUAGUUCUACCCCUCCUCCCACUCCCCCCCAGCCAGAAACGCCUUGCAUUCCUCAGAUGAAAAUGCCCUGAUUUCCAUCUGAGGAAUAUCGGAGGGUAUGCCCCAAGCCUUGUUCUGUGGAUCUUUGGCUCUCAGGUGAUUUUGUCAGGUGAUUUCUCUAGGUCAUUGGUCUCCAAAUGGUAGGUUGCACCCUAAGAUGAGAUUGGUUGUGCAAGUGAUACCACCACCAUUUUCGUAUAUUUUUUUAAAAAAUUGUUCAGGGGUUUUAAAGAGCAAAUGUCGUAAGACAGACUUGGAGAGCAUAUGUGUUGUGUUAUACCAUGAAUAACAGAACUUACCACAGGGGGCUCAGAUCUAGAAGGGGAAACAGUUGAACUGACGACAGGAAGUCUUGAGGAGGAGAUACUCCCUUACUGCAGUUUGCUAAGGGCAAAUUUGGAACACAAUAGAAGCAGACCCAUGCAGAGGGGGUAGGGCGUUGGGUUCCCUUGCCCUGGGUCUCAGAGGGAUAAGCCAGCCAGUGCCACCCCCCUCCCCCUGCCAGGGACUGGCUGCUGUUUUGUUUGAGUUGAUGACUCAAGACUUCCGCCCCAGGCCUCAGACAUGGGCCUGAGUAAAAGAGUUUACUUCCACUUACCUGAAGUUUGCAAGCAUUUUUAGGGAAACUGACAGGACCAAUAGAAAGCGGGCCCACGUUUUAUAUGAGGGCAAAAUAUCAGUAUCUGACCCAAAGAGCCUCAUUUGGAGUCCAGGGAGGAUAUUACUGAGGGUUGGAUACCCUCCGCCAGUCUCCCGUUUCCCUUCUGGAUGGGAAGAUGUCAGGAAGGAUUGACCAGCUGUUCUGUGCGUUUUCCAUCUGUCCUUUUAACAAGAUUGAGUACAUUUUGGGGAGGGCUUUAUUAGGGUACUUUUAGCCCUCCAGUACAGACUUAAGAGUUAUGUUUGUAUAUUCCGUUGAGGAUCUGUUGCUGCCCCCACCCUAGCAUUGUCCACAGGUGAAAAUAGCCACCAAUAAUGUUGAAUCUGACGGUUUUCCUCCAUCACACGCACAUUGUAGACUUGGAAAAAAAAAGCCUAGCACAGAUACUAAUCUUCUGGUAUUAAUCUGUUAUUGUCUACAUACAGAAUGGGUGUACUCUAUCUCUGCAUCCCCACGAUAAAAAAAUCUGUUGUAUGCACUGGGAAAUUAAGAACCAGAAACUGCUUCAGUUUCGUAUUAGAAGUUCCAUUAAGGAUUAUUUUGGGUCUGCACACAAGUGAUACACCGGCCUUCCCAAACCUGAUAACCUCCAUAAGCUUUGGACUACAUUUCCCACCAUGCCUGAGCCCAAUGCCCCUGGUGGCUGAUGGGAGUUGUAGUCUAGUCCAAUGCAUCUGCAGAGCACCAGCUUGAGGAAGGCUGUUGGAAUCAAAGGGUAACUUCUCACUUUCUUGACAUUCUGAUGAAUGAACAAGCACCCAGCUGUCCAAAAGCAACUGUACAUCUUUAGCAUAGCCAUGCACACACUCACACUUAUUGAUUUGGUGGUAAUUUGUAAGUUACUGGCUGGGCUGAUCAGAUACAUUUGAUGCCGUGACCAAAAAAGAAGAAGCUGAAAUAAAAACAUGUGGUUCGCCUGUCAUAGAAUCGUAGCAAUGCAGAGUUGGAAGGGACCCCGAGUGUCCCCUAAUUCAAUUCCCUGCAAUGCAGGAAUCCUGCUCACUGCCAUCUCUGGGUAGGCUUGAACCACCAACCUUCUGGUUGACAGCCAGAUGCACUAACCCAUUGUGCCACUGGAGCAUAUGAAUAAGCCCUGCUGGCUCAGGUCAAGGGCCAAUCUCAUCCAGCCUUUCUCUAAUGGUGGCCACACAGCUGCCUGUGGGAAGCCCAUGUGCAAGGCCUGAGGGCAAUGGUGCUCUCUACACUUGUGAUUCUCAGUAGCUGUUAUUCAGAGGCAUGCUGCUGUCCAGCAUUGGAGGAGCACAGCCAUUGUGGCCUUAUCCUCCACAGAGUUGCCUACAUACAGUAAUAACCCAUCUGGGGCCAGGAAGUAUUCCAGAACAGUCCUCUAUUAUGUCUUCUGAUACUGUAAAUAGAUAACUAUGUUGGGUCCCCUCUGUCCUUUGGGACCAUGGAUCAGUUCACUUAGCUUGUAUAUAUUUGUGUAAUUAUGACAAUUACAGUAAAUAAAACCUGUUUUGAUUAUA
Molecule: messenger RNA, 28184 nt
Organism: Podarcis lilfordi (Lilford's wall lizard)
Lineage: Eukaryota; Metazoa; Chordata; Lepidosauria; Squamata; Lacertidae
Source: the annotation of a GenBank genome assembly